GUCAAAGGCCGGGGGUUCAACAGAACCAACAUAAUUACCAAGUCCGACGGCGAAGAUGAUGUCUUCCCCUUUGCUCCACCUGCUUAUUGUGUGCUUUUGCGCCGUCCGAGUCCUAGCUCUCGCUGCAGCAGUGCCAGAUGAUCUCUCUGUGCAGUCAAGUGCGAGCUCUACCAAGGGCGCCCUUUGUUGUACUGCCCUGGCUUUGGUCCUGGGCUCCAAAGUGUCGUUUCCCAAGACGGCUGGAUACAAUGCGUUUGUAUCCAGCUACUGGUCAGCACAGGAACAAGCCAUCAGGCCAUCGUGCGUCCUUUCCGCAACCUCGGCCCAGGACGUGUCGACGACGAUCCGGAUCCUUGCCCCGCUGCUGUGCAAGUUCGCCGUCCGCAGUGGUGGUCAUGCGGCUCUGGCCGGCAUUGCCAACAUCCCAGAUGGCGUAACCAUUGACCUCGGUAGCCUCAACCAAGUCAAGCUGUCGACCGACAAGCUCACCGUGGCCGUCGGACCUGGCCAGAACUGGGGCGGCGUCUACACGGCCCUCCAACCCCAGGGCGUGGCAGUCCCUGGCGGCCGCGCCUCUGGGGUCGGCGUAGGCGGUUCGACGUUGGGUGAUGGAUGGGGUUUCUUGGCCAACCAAGCCGGGUUUGGGUGUGACAACGUGGUCGAGUACGAGGUGGUGCUCGCCAGCGGCACCAUCGUCACGGCUACCCAGACUUCUAACAAGGACCUGUGGAAAGCGCUCAAGGGUGGUGGCGGCAACUUUGGCAUCGUGACCAAGUUCGUCUUCCGCACCUACGCGGUAAGCAGCCAGAUCUGGGCCGGCGGCAUCGUCCAGCUGGCUCAGACCCAAGACCUUCCCCAGCUGGCCACCGCUAUCUACGACUUCACCGCCAACCCUCAGUACAAGCCCAAGGCCACCUUGCUUGUCGGCUACGGCUCGCACCCGGGCUUGGGCCUCAUCCUUUUCAUCCAGGUGGUCAACUUGGAGCCUGUGGAUCGGCCCGCCGUGUUCAACGACUUCUAUGCUCUCCCUGGCGUGCAGCUGUACAACACCACUUCGCUCACCACUCUCCCUGGAUAUGCGGCUCUGUUCAACUUAGACUCUCCAUCUGGGCUUCAGCAAAUUACCUGGGACUUCACCUUCGUGAGCGACAAGGACACCAUGCAGGAGCUAUGGACGCUCACAGACGGCAGCCAGCUCCAGCUCUCAAACGUGACGGGGAUCGACUGGUCUCUCGCUUUCCAGCCGAUCGCGCGGGGCAUGACGGCGGCCUCGGACACGGCCAGCGGCGGUAACAAUGUUCUCGGCAUCGGGCAAGCGCCGGCACAGGGGCUGCAGCUCGCCAUCCUGUCGGCAUCGUUCCCCAACGCGGCCGACUACACCAAGGUGAAGGCGGUUGCCGACAAGCUGCUCGCCGAUGUCGUCGCCGCCGCCAAGCGACGCAACACGUACCGCCCCUGGGUCGACCUGAACCACGCCAACUGGAACCAGGACGUGUUUGCCAGCUACGGCGCAGCGAACCAGCAGUUCCUGCGCACGACGGCCAAGGCCUACGACCCCUUUGGCGUCUUUCAGAAUUUGAAGCCGGGCGGCUUCAAGCUGUGGUGACUUUCGUGUACUAGGCGUAGGCGUGAAGUGGACAAACCCAGGUACAUGAAAAAAUGAAAAUGAUCACGGAUGACGGGCGUGUGGAGAGGGCGCCGAGGAUAUAAGAACCUUUGUGCCCAGAUUCAUCGCGCAUUACAGAUAGACAUCCAUCAAUUAUGCUAGGCCCAGACCUAGCCCGGGGCACUAGUUAGCCCCUGUAUAUCCCCUAUCCUCUCAUCCUCCCAGCGACAAGAGCUAUACUGAAUCCCU
Lasiosphaeria miniovina is the source of this 1855-nucleotide messenger RNA. RefSeq names its product FAD binding domain protein. The transcript is spliced from 3 exons. The record is from RefSeq and is a predicted model, not a curated record. Gene Ontology annotation, molecular function: FAD binding. Lineage: Eukaryota; Fungi; Ascomycota; Sordariomycetes; Sordariales; Lasiosphaeriaceae. The coding region runs from base 56 to 1606 and encodes 516 amino acids.